GCGUUUUCAUACACCAUGCAGUUUGUUUCGUCGUUCCCCAAUUCAACAUUGUGGUCCGACGUAUUCGAUAAAAAAUUUUUUGAACACAAACAAAAUGCAGUUGCAGGCCUUCGGUGUGUUCGUGGUUAUAGGUUAGGAUGAUAAUAUCCACAAUUUCUACAGUGAGAUUGUGAUAAAGUGACUUUCCUAUAAUUAAGGGAUAAUAUGUAUAAGUGACGAUUACAUCACAUUAGAAACAAUGGCACCGACCAUUCAAACAAAUAAUAGUAACGACAGGGAUAAGCGGUCAACGAGGCCCAUUGAAAAGAGUGGAAAUCAAAUGAUGACAUCCGUCAUUCAGUCGAAUAAUAACAAAGAUGCUAAUGAUAAACGUACCAGACCAGCUGAAAAUAGAUCUGAAUUGAUAUGCCGUGUGAAGUAUUGUAAUACCUUGCCAGAUAUUCCGUUUGACCCAAAAUUCAUCACCUACCCUUUUGAAUCUACAAGAUUUAUACAAUAUAAUCCGACAUCCCUUGAACGGAACUAUAAAUAUGAAGUACUCACAGAACAUGAUUUAGGGGUUGAAAUUGACCUGAUAAAUCGAGACACUUAUGCAGGCGAUCUCAAUGCUCAGCUGGACCCCGCCGAUGAAAAACUUCUGGAAGAAGAUAUUCUUACUCCCCAAGACUCAAAACGUUCUAGGCAUCAUGCCCGCAGUGUGUCAUGGCUUAGGCGUACAGAAUAUAUCUCUACAGAACAGACUCGGUUUCAACCACAAACCAUGGAUAAAGUUGAAGCUAAAGUCGGCUACAGUAUUAAGAAGAACUUCAAAGAAGAGACUUUAUACAUGGAUCGAGAUAGUCAAAUAAAAGCUAUUGAAAAAACCUUCGAAGACAAUAAGAAGCCUGUGGAAAAACAUUAUAGCAAACCAAAUGUCGUACCCGUUGAAAUUCUACCCGUAUAUCCCGAUUUCAAGGUUUGGAAGUAUCCAUGUGCUCAAGUCAUAUUCGACUCAGAUCCAGCUCCAACUGGUCGUUCGGUACCUGCCCAAAUUGAAGAAAUGUCACAGGCCAUGAUUCGGGGUGUGAUGGAUGAAAGUGGGGAACAAUUCGUUGCCUACUUUUUACCUUUGGAGGAAACUUUAGAAAAACGCCGAAGAGAUUUCGCGGCCGAAAUUGAUUAUGCAGAUGAUGAAGAGUAUGAGUACAAAAUGGCCAGAGAAUAUAACUGGAAUGUCAAGAGUAAAGCAUCCAAAGGAUACGAAGAAAAUUACUUCCUUGUCAUGCGUCAAGAUGGGGUUUACUAUAACGAGUUGGAGACACGGGUGCGACUCAGCAAACGCAGACAAAAAGUUGGCCAGCCUCCAAACAACACACGACUAGUUGUGCGCCAUCGACCACUCAAUGCAACCGAAUACAGGAUGCAGCGAUACAGAGAAAAGCAGUUGGAACCACCUUGUGAAGAUGACGAAGAAGAGGAAGAAGAAGAAGAGGAAGAGGAAGAAGAACAGCCCCAAGAAGCUGAAAAGGCUGCAGACAAAGCUGCCUCAGAUAACGAAGGAGGGUCUCGUACUUCGUCGCGUGCGUCAUCGCGUGCAUCGAGCAAGAAGUCUAGGUCUCGAUCAAAAUCGCGAUCGCGUUCAAAAUCGAGAUCAAGAUCUCGAUCGAGGUCCGGAUCUCGUUCCAAGUCACGUUCGCGGUCAAAAUCUCAUAGUAAAUCAAGGUCUCGCUCAGGCUCGGCCCAGUCGAGAAAUUCGUCGAAAUCCGGAUCACGUUCCAGGUCUAGGUCCAGAUCCAGAUCAAGAUCAGGUUCAGGUUCACCGGUUAAAUCACCGUCACGAUCACGAUCAAAAUCCAGGUCCAGAUCGAAAUCGCGAUCAAGAUCGCGAUCGGGUAGCGGGAGUGGCAGUGGGAGUGGAAGUGGCAGCAGUGAAAGUGGUUCUGACAGUGAGUGAUCCAUAAUUUUUUAAUCUAAUUUUAUAGAGAUAAACGAUCAGUUGUGGCGUUGACCUUAGUACCGCACUGUCAAAUGAAAUAAUUGUUUAAAGCUGUAAAAAAAAAAUUACUUGGUAAUGAUUGACUCAAAGGCUGUCCAUAUAUUUUGAAGCCCAACUCGUUCGAUAAUAAGUUGGGUGGUGAGUCAUACUAUGGCUACUCCAAUCUACAUCUUGGAUAUUUUUAUGAAAUGUGUCAAUGGUAGCUCUCAGUUUUAAUAAAAUAAUUCUUAUGAAAGCCAUUCUCAAAAUUACGUGGUAAUUUGAUCAAUGCAGCCUAUUAUUUUUUGAGUCAUCAAUUAUUCAAUGUUUCAUAGAAAUAAAGAUUUUGAAUUUCUUUUCAAUGAACAAACCUAA
This is a messenger RNA of Athalia rosae (coleseed sawfly), 2329 nucleotides long. RefSeq names its product RNA polymerase II-associated factor 1 homolog (gene atms). Gene Ontology annotation, molecular function: chromatin binding; RNA polymerase II complex binding. Lineage: Eukaryota; Metazoa; Arthropoda; Insecta; Hymenoptera; Athaliidae. The transcript is spliced from 9 exons. The coding region runs from base 239 to 1933 and encodes 564 amino acids. Gene Ontology annotation, biological process: transcription elongation by RNA polymerase II. The record is from RefSeq and is a predicted model, not a curated record. Gene Ontology annotation, cellular component: Cdc73/Paf1 complex.